AUGGCGUCAGCGAUGGAUAGCAAUCAAGAACGUAGAAAACGCGUAUUCGUGGGAAAAUUACCACCGGAUUUUCUCAGAGUGACUAAUAAUAGGCCUUUAUCUGCACAAGAACAACAGGAAGCUGCAGAUGCUCAAACUGCAUUAGCAUUGCAACAACAAUUAGUCGAAACUCCAUAUUCGUAUAAUUUAAGUGGAAAAUUAAGCAUAACAGUUGCUCAAGCUAAAUUAGUUAAAAAUUACGGAAUGACAAGAAUGGAUCCCUAUGUCAGAUUGAGAGUCGGUCAUAGCGUCUACGAAACUCAUACUGAUCCGAGUGGUGGAAAAAAUCCAAAAUGGAAUAGAAUUGUUCAAUGUUUACUUCCACAUGGUGUUAAUAGUAUAUACCUUGAAAUAUUCGAUGAAUGUUCUUUUAAAAUGGAUGAAUUAAUCGCUUGGACUCAUAUUCCAAUACCUCAAAAUGUCAUGAACGGCGAAACACAUGAGGAUUGGUUUCCUUUAAGCGGUAAACAAGGUGAAGGAGUCGAAGGAAUGAUUAAUUUAGUCAUUAGUUUUGCAGUAAGUCAUUACAGUAUUUAUUCGCCAGUAUCUACAUCGAUAUUAAUGGAUGUCGCAAAUCCUAAUUAUAAUAUGAGACAUGUUCCAGUCACUUAUACAUCAGCUCCGAUAUCUCAAAUAGAAGACAUGUUUUCAAAUAUUGAAAAAGAUGUCAUCAAAUCGGUUUAUGAAGCGAAUAGAGGUAAUAAAGAUUUAACUGUAAAUUCACUUCUUCAAAUGUCUGACUAA
Molecule: messenger RNA, 783 nt
Organism: Pediculus humanus corporis (human body louse)
Lineage: Eukaryota; Metazoa; Arthropoda; Insecta; Psocodea; Pediculidae
Exons: 5
Coding region: 1-783 (260 amino acids)
Biological process (GO): ubiquitin-dependent protein catabolic process
Cellular component (GO): cytoplasm
Molecular function (GO): ubiquitin conjugating enzyme binding; ubiquitin binding
Source: RefSeq, a predicted model, not a curated record